CAGGAUUUAUUUUGAUUAGUUUGACGUUUGACCCAUCUUGAAAUUUUGGCUCAUUGCUCAUUAUUAUAAUCAUACCAAUUUAAUAUGCCAGGAAUGAACAACAUCGGCCAAGAAGAAAUUAAUCCAACCAUAGGGAGAUUGCCACUUAUCGAUGAGAAGGGUUUAAUACAACCAGAACGUCAAAGAGAGAUCACCCAAACUGAUCACUUGAACAAAAAGCUUCUCACUGCUUUUCUUGGUCGAAUUAAUGAAACUCCUUCUCUGAAUGAUCCUAAAGAUAUGAACUGCAACAAUGAUAGUAAUGAAUUUGAACUCUAAUUCUUAUAGUGAUUACAUUUCCUAACAUCUGUUUGUGACAAAUAUAACCUCAAAAUAAAUUAUUGGCGGGAUAAGUUCCCUUUGAGUAUCGAUA
Coccinella septempunctata (seven-spotted ladybird) is the source of this 412-nucleotide messenger RNA. RefSeq lists its product as uncharacterized. The record is from RefSeq and is a predicted model, not a curated record. Lineage: Eukaryota; Metazoa; Arthropoda; Insecta; Coleoptera; Coccinellidae. The transcript has a single exon. Bases 85 to 318 code for a protein of 77 amino acids.